Messenger RNA from Lytechinus pictus (painted urchin), 1848 nucleotides. RefSeq lists its product as uncharacterized. Gene Ontology annotation, molecular function: monocarboxylic acid transmembrane transporter activity. The coding region runs from base 46 to 1308 and encodes 420 amino acids. The record is from RefSeq and is a predicted model, not a curated record. Gene Ontology annotation, biological process: transmembrane transport. Gene Ontology annotation, cellular component: membrane. Lineage: Eukaryota; Metazoa; Echinodermata; Echinoidea; Temnopleuroida; Toxopneustidae. The transcript is spliced from 3 exons.
CCUCUAGUGGCAGUUCUAUAUCAACAACGCCCUCUACGUCGCGUGAUGUUGAUAUGUGUUUCUUGCCUGAUUCCCUUCAGUAUUAUGAUGACGUCAUUUGUAUCUAAAAUAGGUCCUCUUCGAAUAUUGAUGUCAAUAUGCGGGCUAGGAAACUGCAUCCUCUUGACAACUGCCUCAAUCACACUAAGUAAUCUCGCCAGCCAACACUUUAAUCUCAUCUAUAGUAUUUCGACUUGUGGAAUAGGGAUAGGUGUUGUGAGCCUGUCGGCCUUGACUUUAUACCUUGGGGAGUGUUACGGCUGGAGGGGCGGUACUCUGAUCCUUGGUGCACUUGUGGGUAACAUCAUACCCUGUGCUGCUGCCGUGAGAUUCCCGGCAACUUCCGGUUGGAGAAGAGUGGACGAUUGCAGACCCGGACAAGGAGAUGUCGUGGAGGAAAGUGAAGGUUUUCCUAGUACUUCUUAUAGUCGCGGUGUAGAAAUGGGUGAUGAAGAAGAAGAGUCCGAUUCAGACAGCAGUGUGAUUGACACCUCGCGGAGAGAAUCGUAUCCUUUAAUUGAUGAGGCGCCCUCAUGUGGUGUAGAGGAAGGAACCACUGAGCAACUGGACAGGGAUUGUGAGUUACCAAACGGAUUCCUUCGCAGGAUAGUGUCCGGUAUUCAGGAGUCUGAUUUUUACACCGAUCCAGCGUUCAAUUUCUUCUUUAUAGCAAUGUUUCUUGUGUCCCUUGGAUACUGCGGCUGGCAUUCCUUAAUCAUUCCCAACGCUUUAGAAAAGGGAUUCAACGUACAAGAAAACCUUAUUCUUCUAUCGCUCUCUGCAGCGAUCGGUGGCAUCAGCGGAAGGGUUGUCGUCGGUCUCCUUUGCGACAAUCGAUUCAGUCCUGUCACCGUUUACCUCGUAUGUACCGUUCUUGAUAUAGCCUCCCUACUGUGUGACGUCUUUUUAUCUACUCUCUAUUUGAUUAUUGUGACGACAUGCAUUCGAGCAGGAACAAUUGGAGGAAGGGCAAUAUUGGGAACUCUAGCAGCUCGCGAGAGGGCGUCUCUCGGCAAGAAGGAUGUUGUUUUCGCCGCUGGACCGUUUUCCAUGGGUAUAGGAACGUUGCUUGGAGACUUCUAUUCAGAUAAAAUACCUCAUAUAUCAUCCUCCUAUGACGUCACGUGGUGGUUAGUGGCUGGUAUAUUCCUGGAGAUAGUCAUCUUUCUUACUGUAUUGGUACCCUUGCUUGUGAAGAAUAGGGAGUUUUCUCACACUCACUUGACAAGAAUUCCGAAACUGUUACGAAGAAAAUGUAUUGUCAAAUGAGUAUCACUUUGCAUAGUUCGCUGUGUGAACGCAAUUGUUAAUACACUGCAUACACGGCGUUAUUUCCAGUAGGAAAUGGUUGCUCCUAAAUAUUAUGCAUAGCAGUGUUUUAUCAAUUUUCAAUCAAUAUCAAAUUGUUGUGUGCUAUAAAUACUACCGUGUGAGUCAAAACAAAAAAAAAGAGAAAAAUCAACAACUUGACACCUCACAAAGUCCCAAUUCAAUAAGAAAACAUAUUAACACGUAACCAUUGUAUAUAGCUGGAAAGAGUAUCUUCUCCCAAAUACUUUAAUACCAUAUUUAUGUGGUAUUUCUUCACGCCUGGAUCAAUAGGCAUUCUUUGCAGGGAUGUGAAUUUUGAUUUGCGCCAAAGGCAUGACCGUAACAAAUGUGAACCCAGAUGCCAAUGAAGUCAUAAUCCUACAUGAUUUAAUAAACAUGUUUGCAAAUCCCUUUUCAAUAAGGUUAUCUUCAGAACUGAUUUAUAAUGUAAAUUACAGAAAAGGUGUUUUGAAAUUGAUUUUAAUGCAACCCUUGGAA